Messenger RNA from Lacerta agilis (Sand lizard), 978 nucleotides. Its product is annotated as taste receptor type 2 member 40-like. The record is from RefSeq and is a predicted model, not a curated record. The transcript is spliced from 2 exons. The coding region runs from base 1 to 978 and encodes 325 amino acids. Gene Ontology annotation, biological process: G protein-coupled receptor signaling pathway; detection of chemical stimulus involved in sensory perception of bitter taste; sensory perception of taste. Gene Ontology annotation, molecular function: G protein-coupled receptor activity; bitter taste receptor activity. NCBI's taxonomy places the organism in Eukaryota, Metazoa, Chordata, Lepidosauria, Squamata, Lacertidae. Gene Ontology annotation, cellular component: membrane.
AUGUCUGAAGACCAGAUGAAUCACCUCCCUCUAUCUGCAAUCUUUUACCUCAUUGUUUCAGGUACUCUUUGUAUUUUGGUUUUUAUCACCAAUGGGCUUAUUGUUGGUGUGAAUGUUACCGACUGGAUGAAAGGCAGAAGUCUGAUGCCCAGUGAUGAAAUUCUGGUCAGCCUGGGAAUGUCCAACCUUUGCUUCUCCACCUCACUAAUUCUGGACUAUUUCAUUUCACUCAUCUGGAAGGAGUUCUACAGAAAGUUUUACAUGGUGCAAAAAAUCACGUUUAUCCUCGAUAUUGCCGCAAGCUUUUUGAGCUUCUGGUUCACUGCCUGGCUCAGUGUUUUCUACUGCAUGAAGAUUGUCAACUUCAAGCAGUCAUUUUUGCUGAGGGUGAAACUACAAUUUUCUAGCCUUGUGCGUUGGUUCCUCCUUGGUUCUGUGCUGGCUUCCUCCGGAGCAACACUCCUUGUCACCUGGACUUUUACAACAGUGUUCCAAGCAUCCGACAAUCUGAGCAAUCAGACUUUCCUCAGCCUUCCCUCUGACUUUAAUUUUACAGACGACUACAAAAAGCAAAAAAUGAUACUGGUGCAUAUGACUAUGCCUUACAAAGUCCUCCUCGUCAUCCUGGGCUGCUCUGUUCCCCUAGUGAUGGUGAUUGCCUCUUCUGUGCCAGUUCUCAAUUCUCUUUUCAGGCAUGCCAGAAACCUGGAACAUAAUGCAACCAUUUUCCACAACCCUCGCCUGGAGGUUCAUCUAAAUGCAGCCAAGUCAGUGCUGUCUCUUCUUGUAUGCUAUACUUCCUUGUUUGUCUGCGAGAUAAUAAUCAGAAUGGAAACCUUUCCCAACUGGACUUAUCAGUAUUUUCUGUGUCUGAUCUUUCAACUUGCUACCUUGGUGGCACAAGGUUUAAUUCUGGUUGCAAGUAAUCCAAAACUGAAGCAAUCAGCUGCACAAAUCAUUUCCUGUGUGCAGCAGUAA